Arabis nemorensis is the source of this 1554-nucleotide messenger RNA. Lineage: Eukaryota; Viridiplantae; Streptophyta; Magnoliopsida; Brassicales; Brassicaceae. The record is from the annotation of a GenBank genome assembly.
AUGGCUGAGAGGAAAGAAUUAGUGUUACAAAAGACUAGUAUUAUUAGUUUGAAAGAACAACUGGCGAGAACUACUCUGAAGAAUCUGAGGUUACAAGGUCACACAUACAUUGAGCUUCGUGAGGAUGGUAAACGCUUCGUCUUCUUCUGCACUUUGUGUCUUGCUCCUUGCUACAGCGACACUAUUUUGCUUGGACACUUGAACGGUAACCUUCACAAGGAGAGGUUAUCAUGUGCUAGGAUCACGCUUCUUGGACCCAAUCCGUGGCCUUUCAAUGAUGGUGUCCUUUUCUUCGAUAGUUUAACCGCUGAAGAGGAGAAACCUCCAAUCUCUGAUGCUGAAGGUGUUCCUGCUUCUUUGCUGCAUUGCAGCGACGAUAACAGAUUAGCUAUUGUCCACUACGAUAAAAACACAACAGGCGGAUCGGAUGGUGAUAACCAACAUGUUGUAGACACUGAUGAUGAACCUCGUCACUGUGCUGAUGAUCUGUUAAUCUCUGGUGUGCUGAUCAAGGAGAGAACUCUUGAUGUUGAAGCAAGGUUCAUUGGUUUUGGCCGAAUAGCUGCUAGGUUGUUUGAAAAGAAAGGACGCUCAACUGGAAUUGAUAAACUGUGGUGCGAGUGGUUAGGAGACGAGGGUCCUUCAGAAGAGGAGAAGGCUGUGGUCCCAGAGCAUGACUUUGCUAUUGUCACCUUCUCCUACUUCUACAAUCUGGGUAGGCUGGGUUUGCUCGAUAAUCCGAGACGUCUUCUCACAUCUAGUCCGUCAGUAGAAUCAGGGAAUGGCGAGGACAGUGGCAGGAAGAGAAAGAAGUCUUUCUCGGAUCCAGAGGACACCAGUGAAUCUCUGUGUAAUCAGUAUGACUCUUCUGAGGAGGUUUCUUCAGCUCGUAAUUCAAAUUCUUCAAGAGCACUAGUAGCCGAGUAUGAUGAUCAUCUCAUGAACAAGAGAGUCAUCAAGAACAGAACGGUAAGACGGGAGCUGAGGAAGCAACAGAGGAUAUUUUCUGAAAGGAUAUGUGAAGUUUGUAAGCAAAAGAUACUUCCAGGGAAAGAUGCAGCAGCAAUACUAAACAUGAAGACAGGAAAACUUGCUUGCAGCAGCAGAAACCUCCUAGGGGCGUUUCACCUAUUUCACGUGUCUUGCGUAGUACAUUGGUUUCUCUUCUGUGAGACUGAAAUACUUGGGAGCAAGAUCGUGAGUGGAAAAGGAAAAAAAAGAUGCAGAAAGCAGCAUGGUAGUGGGAAGUUGAACGAGUUGGUAAACGACGUAAGCUGGCAAAUAUUCUCAGUGUUCUGUCCAGAAUGCCAAGGCACUGGCAUAAACAUUGAAGGAAAUGAAAUCGAGAGAGACACGUUUCCGCUUUCUCAGACAUGGAGAUUCCAGGUGAAAGUGAGUGAAGGUCGAAAAGCAUGGGUGAAAAAUCCGGAGAAGUUGAAGAACUGCUCAACAGGGUUUCAUUUUCCGCAGCAGGAAGAAGAUUCGUCGGGUCAAGUUCAGGAGGAGAGAGUGCAGAGCAUGAAACUGGUUCGUUUCUACCGAGUGGAGUUGUGA